AUGAGUGGUGUCCCUCAAGGCUCUGUACCGGGACCAAUAGUAUCUCCCUUCUUCCUCAGUGACAGAGACGCUGGAAUCGAACGCACUCUCGGCAAGUUUGCAGAUAUUCAGGCAGAUGUUGACCAACACCUUCCAAGCCUGCAGCGUUGCCUGGGCUUGAUGUGGCCCAAGCGCAGGAGGCGCUGGUCAGAAAAUUACUGCUUCCAGAGAGGGCCUCUGGGCCUGAGGCAGUGCGGGACUACUAUAAAAGGCAGCCCAACUCUCUGCUCUCCCAUCCACUUCUCUCGUCUCCUUCUCCUUGGCAGCCAGGUGCACCUCUUGCCCACAGACAUGUCCUGCUGUAGCCCGUGCCAGCCCUGCGGCCCCACCCCGCUGGCCAACAGCUGCACUGAGCCCUGUUGCAGGCAGUGCCAGAGCUCCACCAUCGUCAUCCAGCCCUCCGCCGCAGUGGUGACCCUGCCCGGCCCCAUCCUCAGCUCCUUCCCGCAGAACACCGUUGUGGGCUCCUCCACCUCCGCUGCCGCCGGCAGCAUCCUCAGCAGCCAGGGAGUGCCCAUCUCCUCCGGGGGCUUUGACCUCUCCUGCCUUACCAGCGGCUACUGUGGCAGCAGGUGCCGCCCCUGCUAA
Molecule: messenger RNA, 627 nt
Organism: Colius striatus (speckled mousebird)
Lineage: Eukaryota; Metazoa; Chordata; Aves; Coliiformes; Coliidae
Cellular component (GO): intermediate filament
Molecular function (GO): structural constituent of cytoskeleton
Source: RefSeq, a predicted model, not a curated record